Messenger RNA from Cercospora beticola, 3510 nucleotides. Its product is annotated as tetratricopeptide repeat protein. Gene Ontology annotation, molecular function: protein binding. Lineage: Eukaryota; Fungi; Ascomycota; Dothideomycetes; Mycosphaerellales; Mycosphaerellaceae. The record is from RefSeq and is a predicted model, not a curated record. Gene Ontology annotation, biological process: negative regulation of G2/M transition of mitotic cell cycle. Gene Ontology annotation, cellular component: cell division site.
GUAUGGGUGUGUCUUUUGACAACGCCGUCUGCUUCUUCGCCAGUGGCAGUGCUCCAUGCGUUGCAUCCCGUCACCACCUCUGCCCUCCGCCGUCCGCUCCUUUCGACUAUCUCAUAAUUCCACCCUCCGUGUUUGUUCUCCGCCGCCGUGUUAUUGCCAGCACGCGGCCGUUGUUGGGCGCAGCGAGCGACCUCCGCCACCACUGGAAGCGCCAUUGGAAGCUGGCCGGGUUGCACAUACACCCCUACCACACAAAGAAUACGGGAAUAGGCUGAACUGUGGCGGAGCUCAGGCCGGGCCAUCGUAUUCACCAUUGCAUCUUCAUAUGCUGUGCUGCGCCAGGACUCCGCAUGAUUUGCAGCGCAAAGAGAGCGCAACACAAACAUCAUGGGUCCGCGACCCACGCACCUGAACCUGCGGGAUACCAAGGCAGAUAAUGGACAGGAUGAAGUCUUCGACAAGCCGCGAAUGCCCUUCUUGGGCAGAGACCUGCCGUCACCGCGCGCGGGCGAGGUGCCACCGGCCAUGUCGCCGCUGGACUUCAUCGCGAUGCAGAGCAGGAUGUUGAAGCAGCAGUUGGCUGAGGAGAAGAGACGCGAGGAGCAAGCUGGGCGCAGAGUGAGCAGACUGGAUCACAAGUUGGUGGAGAAAGAGUUCAGAAACCGACCAGACUUCUUCCGGUCAAUCAGCGACCAGAGCAGGAUGACGGACGUGGAAGAGGAAGAAGAGGACAUCACCAGCCCGCAGUCGCAGGGCGGCAGCCAGCCCUCGACACAGACUCCUGACAGCCAAAGGCCAGUGAGUUAUUAUCCAACUCUCGAUCGCGCGUCGUACAUUACGGACGACGACGCGCCCGAUGUGCCUGCUCUACCCACCCCGUUCUACGAUGCGCAGGAAGGCGCCGAACCAGAGUCGCAGACAGCCGGGAAGAGCGAGCAAGACUACUUUGGCAUCCCACGAGCAACAUCCCCAGAACCCGUGGAGCCCAAUGUCAACGUCCAGGCGCCGUCACCGAACGUGCCACCGAGUUUGACGGACAGCAUCGAUACAAUAUCCUCACAUCCCAGGACCAGGACGAACGACUCGCAGCGAUCGCAGAGAUCACUCCAGUCGCAAAGAUCGGAGAAGGAACGAGGCCUUGCGCCGCCUCAGUCGCCUCGCUAUCCUAGAUCACCCAGAAGCUUUCAGAGCAUUCGAUCUGUACCGCCUGACAGCGGCGACGAAGAUGCUGCUUCUGCGAAUGAGUCAACUGGCCAUCCCUCUGCACGCAAGCUAUCUGGCAGCAGCAACAUGUCUCGACCGCAAUCGCCUUUCUCGCCUUGGAUGCAGCCAAUGCACAGGUCGCCUUCGAUGACAUCCGAGUAUUCCAUUAAUGGUUCGCAGCAGAUGCAUCGCCCCUCUGCCGCCUUCAACAAUUUCUCAAGGCCGAUGAGUAGUUCUGGUAGGCCUUCUUCAGACGCUAUGCGGCCCAGGCCAUCGUUCGAGAGCCGGCCUUCCUUUGACCAAAGACCGCAAAUUCCCCAUAGGCAGGCUUCGGAUAGGAGUAGCAGCACUGAAGCGUCUUACAAGCAAGCCGUUUCGCGCGGCAACUCUGGUGACGAUUCGAAGCCGGCUCCGAAGUUGGACAUCCGAAUUCCCCAAUAUCUACGUAGCAGUAGUGUUGUGGAUGUGGCCAGUCCUACUCUGCAUGGUCAGCCGAUCGGAGGUUUUCCAGAAGACGGAUCCGUGACACCGGGUGGCACUAGUUCAUCGUCCUACAUCUACGCGAAAUAUGCUCUUCCACGAGGCAGACCUGUUGACCGAGACUCAACAGCUUUCCGAGACUCCUGGAUUCAAAAGCAGUUCGAAUGGGACACCAAGCACGGCCGCACUCCAUCACAAGAAGUGCGCGGCCAUGAACGCAACCAAUCCGACAGCCCCAUGUUUGAGGGCCAUUCUUCACCCGCACUAUCAGAUGCUCCGCGGCAGGGCCGAAGUCUCGCACCAGAGGCCAGCAUAAUUAGGAGUCAAUCUGCGGACCCGCGCGCAAGAGACGUGGCGCAUAAGAUCUCUGUAGACCGCUCACCACUGCAUCAAUCAGAAGUUGCUUCACUGCAUACACCUUCUGUGAACACAGAGAGCACAGAUCGCACGAUCAAGCCUCUUCACAAGAAGGCACUUUCUGCAGAUGUCACGCCCGAAGAACACCUCGACAUUGGUAUCGAAGCCCACGAUGCAGGGGCCACGAACAAAUCGACUUAUCACUUGCGAUUGGCGGCACUUGCCGGUCUACCGACCGCCAUGCUUUUGUAUGCGCUCGCCUGUCGACACGGCUGGGGUAUGCGCCCGAAUCAAGCAGAAGGUGUCAAGUGGCUGCGGAAGGCCAUUGACACUGCAGGGCUCGACGUUGCAGAUGCGGAGGAGAAGCUAAAUUCAACCAAUGGCAGCGGCAAGAAACUUGACCCGGCCGAGAGGAAGAAGAGAAAGGCCCAAUACGCUCUUGCGAUAUACGAGCUCGGCAUCUCUUCCAUGAACGGCUGGGGCUGUACCAAAGACAAAGCUCUCGCAGUGCGAUGUUAUGAGAUUGCCGGCUCUUGGGGAGAUGUUGAUGCCCUUGCCGAAGCUGCUUUCUGCUAUACGCAAGGCGUCGGUGUCAAGAAGGAUUUGAAGAGAGCCGCAGCCUUGUACAGGAAAGCGGCUGACAUGGGCAUGAGCAUGGCUGGUAACAGCUGGAUCUACAAAGCCAAAUACAUGGACAACAGCAAUGUCUCCAUUAUAUCUGGUGAUCUUUCGUCGAAAGACAAGUCCGAUAAGAAGGACAAGAAACCCGAACCUCCCCCGAUACCCGCCGACGACGGCCGCGGCGAACGACCUCCUGCUGGUGGACGAAGCCGAUCGAGGUCAAUAUGGGGCAAGAGGAAACCAGAGAAAUCAUGAUGCCUUUCCUGAAACCCCGCCCAAUCGCUCGCCCGGCCGCAGACGAAAAUCGCGCUCGUUCGCCUCACGCUGGUCUUCUUACAUUUUAUCCCUUUGUUCCAGGAACUUUUUCUACACCUUCCCAGGAAGCGACACGCGACUUUUCCGGUCGCUCUGGUUUUCACAUUACCGGCUAAUGUAUAUUUUCUAUUGUCUUAUAUUCACUCACCAUGCGACGGCCGUGACACUUGAAUUCUUUUGACUUUUUGGGGUGAGAGGUGGGAAUUUCAUCGAGUCUAGAUUUCUUCAUCAGCUUGGGAAAGGCGGCAAGCUAGUCGAUGGACGUUCGUUGUUGAGACUCGGGCGAGUCGAGAUUUGGGUAGCUGAGAGUUUCAUGAGAGAGUGAGGAGGAAAAAAAGCGCUGUCUCUCAGCCAAAAGUUUGGCGGAGAUAUAGAGAAAAACAGAACGGCUCCUGGAUGUUUUCCGACCUAGGAAAUGUGAACUCAGGGAAGUCGCGGCGCAGGAAAGGAAAUCGCACUACGGAAGAAAGAGAGUCUUCGUCAUCAUCAGAUCAGUAUUUCGAAUAUCAGUUCGAAUGUCAGUCCACAGACGCG